This is a messenger RNA of Lichtheimia ornata, 498 nucleotides long. RefSeq lists its product as uncharacterized. NCBI's taxonomy places the organism in Eukaryota, Fungi, Mucoromycota, Mucoromycetes, Mucorales, Lichtheimiaceae. The record is from RefSeq and is a predicted model, not a curated record. Bases 1 to 498 code for a protein of 165 amino acids. The transcript has 4 exons.
AUGUCAGCAUCGUCCGAAGUGUCCAACGACGCUACCGUUUACGAAGCGUUCACAAAAUAUGACUUUGACAGUGACCAGCAGUUUCAGAGCGGCAUGUCAUCCAUUUUGAAGCAAGCCGAUGCCAAUCCUGAGACACGAGAGCAAACACUAGAGCGAGCUAAAUGGUUUUAUUACAACAAAUUCAUCCAAGCUUUCGACUUUGAAGGAUAUCAAAAGUGGAAAUCUCAAGGCGACGACGACACAUCACCAAAGGAAGAGAUUCAACAACAACAAACAGACGAGAACAAUGAGAAGGAUACCAAGGAGGAAAACGAUGAUGAAGACAAACCGCCCAAAUUUACCUUUCAGGAACUGGUGGAAAUGAUUGAGUCUGGCAAAGAGGUCCCAGGUAUUCGACAAAUCCCCAACAAGCUCAAUGAUGGCACACCGAGUGAGCCGAAGAUGCCGGUUCGGCGAAAACCAUGGGAAAAAGCGGUAGAAGAUCAACAACAAGAAUAA